AUCAGGAGGACUCUGAAGAAGAAAUCAAAGGAGUUUUCUACAAUGAGAUGUACACAUUGGAGUUAGACACAGGGAAGUGGUAUGAUCUGGUGCUAAGGGGUAAGAAAGUAAUCACAGAGAAAAAGAAAAGGAGGAGAAAAGAUAAGAAAACUCAGGAUGGAGAGAAUGAGGAGGGAGACUGUGAUGAGGAGGGAGAGGAGGAGGAGGAGGAUAUGGAUGUUGAGGAGGAAGUCAAGCAUUUGAAGAUAGAAGGCAAUAAAACAGAUUCAACAGAAAGCUCAUCAUCACCCAAAAAUGAAGAAACUACAUUCGAUGAUGGAGUUUUCAAAGUAACAGUGGGACCACAGACAACAUCUCAGUCAGGGGAUGGCACGGGUGACAGUGGCUCCACCUGCAUGGAAGCAGACAUCUUUAUGCCGAGGCCCAGGAUGAAUGCCAUGGUAACAGUUAAAAACAACCAGUUGUUUUUGUAUGGAGGUUUAUAUGAGGAAGGAGAUAAGCAGAUCACUCUGGAUGAUAUGUAUUCACUGGAUGUACAAAAAGUGGAAGAAUGGAACAUUAUAUGCAAAGGCAAUGUUGACAGCCAGGAAUGGCAGGAGUCCGAUUCCUCAUCAGAUGAAGAAGAAGAUGAAGACAUGGUGUCAGAGGGCACUGGAGAAGAUUUGGAUCUUGAAGAUGCUCCUGAAAUUGAGGAAGAGGAAGAGUUAAAAGACUAUUUUCUAAGAACCAGAGAAUUCUGGCUGGAGACUGCUAGUGACAUGUUAGCUGAUGAGGCAGAAGGAAUGUCUUCUGGAAAGAUGCGUCAAAAGGCAGAGGAGAUAGCCGAGUUGUAUUAUAAAAGUAACACAUGAUACAAGGUAUUGUGAAUGAAAAGAUUCUGAAAUUUGAGAUAAAAUUUAAGUUAACUGCAAUGUCGAAUGUGUACAGGGCAGUUGGAAAAUGUGAAAAUGUAUGUUUACAGGACAAUUGUAUGAUUGGAAAAAUUUGGUAAUUUCCACUCUUUCAAAAAAUCAGUACUUGACUUUGAGAUGCCUUGGCCUUGACACUUGUGCUUUAGCUUCCAAGCUGUUUUCCUUUCCAAAUGGCCAUUCAAACAUUGCCAUGUAUGUCAUCCAAACAAAAUGGCACUUUCGGGUAUUUUUGGGUUGAUAUAUGAUAUUUAAGGAUACAAAAAAUGUUACUGGAGUUCUGUUUUUAUCUGUAUAAAUGGUAUGUACAUAGUAACAUAGUGUAUUGCUUUAAAAGAGGAACUCCUGUUUUGUAACAGUUACAGUUUGUCUGUUGAAGUCUAAAUUAGAAACCAACCAUUUCCCCUUACACUUUUUUCUGCUCUUAUGGUCUUCAUUAUUAUUAUUUUUUACUCCUUUGCCAAUUCAGUUGUUAAUGUAGAUUUAAACAAAUCUCAUAUUUGUUCAAAUUCCUGUGAAAUCAUUGCCCCAUCAGAAAUAAAGAUAAAAGAAAUUUUCUCUCCUC
Messenger RNA from Lingula anatina, 1473 nucleotides. Its product is annotated as kelch domain-containing protein 4. NCBI's taxonomy places the organism in Eukaryota, Metazoa, Brachiopoda, Lingulata, Lingulida, Lingulidae. The record is from RefSeq and is a predicted model, not a curated record. Gene Ontology annotation, molecular function: protein binding.